Oncorhynchus keta (chum salmon) is the source of this 2184-nucleotide messenger RNA. It is a transcript of the gene gnptg, whose product is annotated as N-acetylglucosamine-1-phosphate transferase subunit gamma. NCBI's taxonomy places the organism in Eukaryota, Metazoa, Chordata, Actinopteri, Salmoniformes, Salmonidae. The record is from RefSeq and is a predicted model, not a curated record. Bases 101 to 1012 code for a protein of 303 amino acids. Gene Ontology annotation, cellular component: Golgi apparatus. The transcript is spliced from 11 exons.
CAUGUUUCCCUAAUGGUCACGUGGUCACUACUUGUAAAACAAACAAAAAAUAGCCACGGAUUAUAUAGCCAGUAAAGAAGUAAAUGAAAGUCCACUAAUAAUGUAUUAUACAUCGACUAGAAUACUAGAUUUACCAUGGAUAUAUCUGCUCUGUCUUACCCUGCUGAGCCCCUAUUCAUUUGCUGGUAAAAUGAAGAUUGUUGAGGAACCAAAUACAUUUGGGCUCAACAAUCCCUUUUUGGCCCAAGGAAGUAGACUCCAGCCCAAGGUGACUCCAGGCCCAGUGUCAGGACCAGCACAUCUCCGCCGACUAGCAGGAAAGUGCUUCAGUUACAUAGAGUCCACGUAUAAAUAUGAAUUCUGUCCAUUCCACAACAUCACCCAGCAUGAGCAGUCAUUCAGGUGGAACGCUUACAGUGGCAUACUGGGAAUCUGGCAGGAGUGGGAGAUUGUGAACAACACCUUUUUGGCCAUGUGGAUGAGAGAGGGAGAUGCCUGUGGGAAUAAAAAUAGGCAAACAAAGGUCAUUCUGAACUGUGGUGGAAGUAGCAAGUUGGCUCAAGUGUCAGAGCCCACUACCUGUGUGUAUUCUCUAAGCUUUGAGACCCCACUUGUAUGCCACCCACAUUCUCUCUUAGUGUACCCAACUCUGAGUGACAAGCUGCAGAUGGAAUGGGAUGAAAUCGAACAGGCCCGCUAUGAGAACCUCAUUACUGAGCAGGGCUACAAUAAUCUACUGAGGGAUAUUUUUGAGGAUGCUGGUUUCCUAAAGAGCCAAAAGGUAAAGGAGAAGCCGGAUAUCACAACUACCUCAAAGACGCAUGAUUCCUUGCAGAAAUGCAAUGAGGAUGUCCGUAAACAGAGGGAAGAGAUUGAGAGAUUGCAAGGUCUCCUCACUCAACACAACAUUCCCCAUGAGUCAAAGGCAGCUAAGGCGAAGAUUCCAGUGAGUGUGACUAUGCAAAAUCGGCACCUGAGAGGGGACAACGGCCUCAUCGCAGACUUACUCUGAGGAUUCUAGACAUUUACACAAAAUAUUGCAGACCACUAACUGAACAGCAGAGAAGGCAGAUGUCACACAAUAAACAUGGCAGUUCCACAUUAGAGAAUUCAAGUAAAAAAAAAAAAAAAAAUUAUUCUAAAUACAAUUUUAGAUAAACAACCAUGUUUUCUUGACUGUGAGGCGUACCUGUACUCCCCAAUGGCAUAGCUACAUCCUUAGAAUAUUUAUUUUUCAACUCCAUUGUCUGUCUGGACAGAAAUCAUACCUCUGCUAUCAAAGGAAGUACACUGAAGAUGUAAAUUGUUUGAUCCAGAAAAUACAUUUAAGAAAAUGAAAAGUUACAGCCUUGAGCUAGGCAAGUCAGGUAAGAACAAAUUGUUAUUUACAGUGACUGCCUUCCCUGGCCAAACCCUCCCCUAACCCGGAUGACGCUGGGCCAAUUGUGCGCAGCCCUAUGGGACUCCCGAUCACAGCCAGUUGUGAUACAGCCCGGGAUCGAACCAGGGUCUGUAGUGAUGCCUCUAGCACUGAGAUGCAGUGCCUUAGACUGCUGUGCCACUCGGGACCCCAAAUGCCAAUUAUUUUGUCAUAUGACAUUUAAAAAGGUGCUUAAACAGGCUUCUUCUUGUAGGCUGUUUACAUAUAUUCUUAUUGUUUAACUGGCGAUACGCCAUCCCAUCUGGUUUGCGCUUAGUGGGACAAUAAUUUGUUUUUCAACAGGACAAUGACCCAACACACCUCCAGGCUGUGUAAGGGCUAUUUGACCAAGAAGGACAGUGAUGGAGUGCUGCAUCAGAUGACCUGACCUCAACCCAAUUUAGAUGGUUUGGGAUGAGUUGGACCGCAGAGUGAAGGAAAAGCAGCCAACAAGUGCUCAGCAUAUGUGGGAACACCUUCAAGACUGUUGGAAAAGCAUUCCAGGUGAAGCUGGUUGCUAGAAUGUGCAAAGCUGUCAACAAGGCAAAGGGUGGCUACUUUGAAGAAUGUAAAAUAUUAAAUAUAUUUUGAUUUGUUUAAAAAUGUUGGUUACUACAUGAUUCCAUGUGUUAUUUACAAUGACUGCCUUCCCCAACCAAACCCUCCCCUAAACUGGAUGAAGCUGGGCCAAUUGUGCGCUGCCUGUUGUUUCACUAUUAUUCUACAUUGUAGAAAAUAGUAAAAAUAAAGAAACUCUUGAAUGA